Molecule: messenger RNA, 786 nt
Organism: Dama dama (fallow deer)
Lineage: Eukaryota; Metazoa; Chordata; Mammalia; Artiodactyla; Cervidae
Gene: C8H2orf66
Product: chromosome 8 C2orf66 homolog
Exons: 5
Coding region: 170-469 (99 amino acids)
Source: RefSeq, a predicted model, not a curated record
GUGUCCUGGUGGAUGGAGCUGGAUCUCUUCUCUCUGGAGUGCAGUUCAGUGUCCAGUAGAUAACCUCAUUCUCAAAAACUCCUUUAAGCUAAUCAGCUGGCUCUGGGGGGACCUCAUUAGCAAAUGAAGAGGAAAAAAAGAAGACUGCAAAAUUCAGCUUCCCUCCACCAUGCCCAAAGCAUUCCUGCUGCUGGCUGGUGCCCUGGUACUACCUGGGCUUGUGCAAGGAGCCAUGCUGAGAAAUGAGGAAAAAUGGAAGCCCCUCAACAUUCCUAGAAACCGAGAUCUGUUUUUUAGGACUCUUCAGGCAUAUUUUAAAGGAAGAGGUCUUGAUCUUGGGAGGUUUUCAGAUACUUUCUCCAUGAAUGAGAAUCCCAGGCCUCUCUCCUUGCAGUCAGAACUUAUUGCUUCUGCAUUUGCAGAUUAUGAAGAACAGAAAAACUCCCUCUCCAAUUACCUCAAAGGCUGACUGUUUCCUCUGAGUGCAGAAGUCUGGUGGUUUUAAAACUACAGAUGAAGCUUCUCACUAGAAAAAUUCAGUCUUGAUCAUGGCUAAGUUUUUGUGUGUGUUUUUCCCCCUCCACUUUUAUCAGUCUGCAAUGAUUUUAUUCUGUAUUUCCAGAUUUACAUGUAAAUAGUUUGAGCUUUGGGACAUAUGUGACUUAUGUGCAUGGUUUUUUUCCUACUCAGUAAUCAUAGAUAUCAAUAUAGCACUGCAUAUAUUUGCAAGGAUUACAAAAACACCAUAAAGUCAAAGGAAAUUAUGAUCUUAUAAAUUAGUUUCAU